AUGUCAUUUGAUAUCAAUUGGGAUAAAUUGAAUGAAGACAACACAAUAAAUGAAUCCAUAAGAGAUUUCCUAAACGAUCAAGUUCAAGGUUUAGAAUUACCAGAUUAUUUGAUGAAUAUAAAAGUUUCAAAAUUUUCAUUAGGUACUAUAGCACCAGAGAUAACAAUAAGGCAUAUUGGAGAUCCUUUUAAUGAUUUUUAUGAUGAAGAUUCUAAUGGUGAUGAUAUAGAAGGUUCAGAAAGACAUGGAAGUGUUAAUGGUUCUGAAAUUCAAUCACAGAAUAAUAAUAAGAAAUUAGAAAUUGAUAAACGUCAUUUUAAAAAAUCUAUAGAUCAAAGUUCAAAUAUCUCACCAAAUCAAAGUAUUAAAGAUAUUGAUGAUGAAAAGGAAAAAGAAGAUCAAAAUUCAUUACAUUCAGUUCAUACAAAUAAAGAAGAAGUUCCAAGUGAAAGUUUAAAAAAUGAAGAUGUAUCAAAUGAUAUUCAAUUUAUAGUAGAAAUUGAUUAUAAAGGUGAUAUAACAAUUGAGAUUCAAGUUGAUUUAUUAUUAAAUUACCCAUCACCUGGAUUCAUAACCUUACCAGUCACAUUAAGAAUAGUAGAUUUAGGUAUUCAUUCAUUAGCCGUGUUGGCACAUGUUAAUAAAAUUGUUUAUCUAAGUUUUCUUUGUGAUAUUAAUGAUGAAAUUUUUGAUGAUAUUAUUAAAAAUCCAAAUUUAUCCAAGAAUUCAAAUAGAAAUAGAAUUGAUAUUAUAAGAAAUUUAAGAAUUGAAAGUGAAAUUGGUGAUACAAAAGGUGAAGGAUCUGUAUUGAAAAAUGUUGGUAAAGUGGAAAGAUUUUUAACAGAUAUGAUUAGAUCAUUAUUAAGAGAUGAAUUAGCAUGGCCUGGAUGGAUAAGUUUUGAUUUUAAUGAAAGUGAUGAUGAGGAAGGGGAUGAUGAUGAAGAUGAUGAAGGUAUAUAG
This is a messenger RNA of Hansenula ciferrii, 960 nucleotides long. RefSeq names its product ERMES complex subunit MDM12 (gene MDM12). The record is from RefSeq and is a predicted model, not a curated record. Gene Ontology annotation, molecular function: lipid binding. Gene Ontology annotation, biological process: mitochondrion organization; phospholipid transport. NCBI's taxonomy places the organism in Eukaryota, Fungi, Ascomycota, Saccharomycetes, Phaffomycetales, Wickerhamomycetaceae. The coding region runs from base 1 to 960 and encodes 319 amino acids. The transcript has a single exon. Gene Ontology annotation, cellular component: ERMES complex.